Wallemia ichthyophaga EXF-994 is the source of this 309-nucleotide messenger RNA. Its product is annotated as Transcription elongation factor 1. NCBI's taxonomy places the organism in Eukaryota, Fungi, Basidiomycota, Wallemiomycetes, Wallemiales, Wallemiaceae. The coding region runs from base 1 to 309 and encodes 102 amino acids. Gene Ontology annotation, molecular function: RNA polymerase II complex binding. Gene Ontology annotation, biological process: transcription elongation by RNA polymerase II. The record is from RefSeq and is a predicted model, not a curated record. The transcript is spliced from 4 exons. Gene Ontology annotation, cellular component: transcription elongation factor complex.
AUGGGAAAACGCAAGGCAGCCAGGAAGCCAACGGGUCCGAAGAAGGACAAAACUACGCUGCCAAAAACAUUCGAGUGUCUUUUCUGUAGUCGCAACGAUGCGGUACAAGUAAAACUAGAUCAGAAGAACGGCAUGGGCUAUCUGAAUUGCAAAGUCUGUAAUAUGAGAUUCGAGUCGACUAUAAAUUCGCUCACUGCACCUGUUGAUCUCUAUCACGACUGGAUUGAUGCUAACGAUGAGGUCAACUUCCCUCAGCAAAAGAAAAAGAGAGUGGAAGAUAGGCCACCAGCCAGCGACGAAGAAGAUUAA